GGGAAUUAGAACAACUCCAAGGGUCGCAGGUCGGAGCUGGGUGGAUAGGGACCUUCAGAGUCGCGGUCGGGUUCUAUGCACCGCAGGAGCGGCGCGAACGUAGCAGGCGCCCCCUGGAGGUCGUACACCUCCCUCCUUAUAGUGGCGCGCUCUCAUCCCAGGCUCGGAGCUCGGAGCUCUUCCCGCCAGCAAGGAUGGCACUGUCUGCUGCGGACCAGGCAAUGGUGCGUGCUCUGUGGAAGAAAAUGGACACCAACGUCUGUAUCUACGCGACCGAGGCCCUGGAGAGAACCUUCCUGGCUUUCCCCUCCACCAAGACCUACUUCCCGAACUGGAACUUGAGCACUGGCUCUGCCCAGGUCAAAGUCCACGGUCAGAAAGUGGCCGACGCGCUGACCCUCGCCGUGAACCAGCUGCACGACCUGCCCCACGUGCUGUCUGCUCUGAGCGACCUGCACGCGCACAAGCUUCGCGUAGACCCCAUCAACUUUAAGUUCCUGGACCACUGUCUACUGGUGACUCUUGCCCGGCACUACCCUGGAGACUUCAGCCCUGCCAUGCAGGCAUCACUGGACAAGUUUCUGAGCCUUGUGACAUCAGUUCUGGUCUCCAAGUACCGCUAAACUGGGUGAGGGUG
Molecule: messenger RNA, 637 nt
Organism: Octodon degus (degu)
Lineage: Eukaryota; Metazoa; Chordata; Mammalia; Rodentia; Octodontidae
Gene: Hbq1
Product: hemoglobin subunit theta 1
Exons: 3
Coding region: 195-623 (142 amino acids)
Biological process (GO): oxygen transport; hydrogen peroxide catabolic process
Cellular component (GO): hemoglobin complex; blood microparticle; haptoglobin-hemoglobin complex
Molecular function (GO): haptoglobin binding; oxygen carrier activity; heme binding
Source: RefSeq, a predicted model, not a curated record